UGGCAUCCAAUGUACAUUACAGGAACUGGACACAGCGAAGGAGAGGGCUGCGAGCACGUAUUUUCUGCAUCUAAUGCACUUGUGUGUGGUACCCGACAUGUAAGCACGUUCCACCGGCAUCAGACGAUUGAACAACACUUUGCAUUUUGGAAUGAUGACAAAUAUGCU
Suillus clintonianus is the source of this 168-nucleotide messenger RNA. RefSeq lists its product as uncharacterized. The transcript has a single exon. The record is from RefSeq and is a predicted model, not a curated record. The annotation marks the transcript as partial. Lineage: Eukaryota; Fungi; Basidiomycota; Agaricomycetes; Boletales; Suillaceae.